Messenger RNA from Coniophora puteana RWD-64-598 SS2, 2901 nucleotides. RefSeq lists its product as uncharacterized. Lineage: Eukaryota; Fungi; Basidiomycota; Agaricomycetes; Boletales; Coniophoraceae. The coding region runs from base 1 to 2901 and encodes 966 amino acids. The transcript is spliced from 10 exons. The record is from RefSeq and is a predicted model, not a curated record.
AUGCCCUCAAAAUCGAGCACCAAGUCCAAGUCGCAGCGCCAGACAAAGGGCUCAAAGGCCAGGAUCCUCGACCAGCGUUACACAUGCCCUGCCGAAGGCUGUAGUCGCAUCUGCCGCAACACAGCCGGUCUUACGCAACACUUCCGCAGCCAACAUACGGGCGACAUCCAGGACUUUUACUAUCAUCAACCGGCUCCUCCUAGUCCUCUCCUUCCUCACGCACCUCCCAGCCGUUCCCCUUCUCCUUCUGGCUUCUCCCUUCGCCCAUCUUCCCCUCUCUUUGAUCCAUACAAUGAUGACGACCCCAUGGUUGGAGACGCAGUCAAAGUCGGACGGUUAACGAGAUACUUUCAUAAGUUUCUUACCGGUCAAAAGUGCAGCUCGACUGGCGAAUUCCUCCCACCCGGCACCCCACCUAGUCCUCCAUCCAACUGCGAUACCGACGACUGGCACCCGUUUGGCUCGCGGCUCAAGUUCGAGACCGCCGACUUCUUGUUUCGAAACGUCCAGAUGUCGGCCGACCACAUCAACUUCCUCUGCCGGCUAUGGGCAAUGUCCCUUGUGAAGCAUAACGACAACCCACCAUUCCGCGACCACACGGAUCUCUACGACACCAUUGAUGCAUCAAAACUGGGAGAAAUCCCGUGGAGAUCCUUCUCUGUCAAGUACAACGGCCCGAAGCCCGCGCGCAGUAUCCCACCAUGGAUGGGCGCCGAAUACGAUGUGUGGUUUCGUGACCCACAUCUCGUUGUCAAGAACAUCCUGGCGCGCCCUGACUUCAAGAGCGAGCUUGAUUACACCCCCUACCGCGACUACGACGAGAACGGAGUGCGUCAGUACGAGAAUCUAUUCUCAGGAGACUGGGCUUGGGAGCAGGCGGACAUCAUCUCUCAAGACCCGGCGACCCAUGGAUCAACGUUCGUGCUAGUGAUCCUCGGGAGCGACAAGACCACGGUCUCCGUCGCAACCGGUCUUACUGAGUACUAUCCCCUCUACCUCUCCAUCGGCAACGUUCAUAACAACACGCGCCGAGCUCGCCGGAAUGCUGUUGUUCUCAUUGGGUUCCUGUCCAUCCCCAAAACCAAUAAGACCUUCUCCGGCGACCCAAACUUUCGAAAAUUCCGCCGUCAGCUGUACCAUGCCUCCCUGUCAAGCAUCCUUCAGUCGCUCAAGCCCUACAUGACGAAGUACGAGGUGGUCCCUUUCGGGGAUGGGUAUCAUCGUCGCGUGAUAUACGGCAUUGGGCCGUAUAUUGCCGACUAUCCCGAACAAGUCCUUCUUGCAGGGAUUGUUCAAGGAUGGUGUCCGCGCUGCUUGGCUUUCCCAGACGACCUCGACACCCAAAGCAUGCAACGGACUCGACAUCACAACGAAACGCUCGUGCAAGAGCUUCCUCCGGGGGUAUUAUGGGAUGAGUACGGUACAAUUGCGGAUGUCGUGCCAUUCACGAAUGAUUUCCCCCGAGCUGACAUACACGACCUCAUCGCGCCUGACAUCCUCCAUCAACUCAUCAAGGGAACCUUCAAGGACCAUCUCGUCGACUGGGUCGAGCAAUAUCUCGAGAAGACUCACGGGAAAGCGCGGGCUGCUCAGAUUUUAGAUGAUAUUGAUCGACGAAUCGCUGUCGCCGCCCCUUUUGCAGGCUUAAGACGAUUUCCGCAAGGGAGGGGAUUUAAGCAAUGGACGGGGGAUGACUCAAAGGCUUUAAUGAAGGUUUACCUUCCCGCCAUCGAGAACCACGUUCCUCCCGACGUGGUGCGCGCGUUCCGCGCAUUUCUCGAGUUCUGCUACUACGUCCGACGCAAUGUCAUCACCGAGAAGGACUUUGACGACAUGGACAACGCCCUCGCGCGCUUUCAUCGAUACCGGAAAGUCUUCGUCGACUCUGGGGUCAGCAUGACCCUCUCCCUCCCCCGCCAGCAUUCCUUGGUUCAUUACAAGUAUCUGAUACGAAGGUUUGGCGCGCCCAAUGGCCUCUGCUCGUCCAUCACCGAAUCCAAGCACAUCGAGGCCGUGAAGGAUCCCUGGCGCCGAUCAAGUCGGUUCAAUGCCCUCGGUCAAAUGCUCACCACCAAUUCUCGACUUGACAAGCUCGCCGCGUGCCGUGUCGACUUUGAUGCACGGGGAAUGCUUCAUGGAGACGGGCUUGAGAAGGAGCUAGCUCUAUUGGAAGAAGGUAUCCGAGGUGCGUACUAUCACUCCUUCCCCUGCUCGCCUUCCUUUCUGACGACAUCAGCCCGCAAACGCGCCCGCACCCUACCAGAUUUGGCCCAAGAAAUCGGCGCACCCACCAUCAUUGAGGAGACACGUCGUUUCCUCUUCUCUGCCCUCCGCGCUCACGAUCCCCGGCUCAAAUACAACAUCCACAUUCCCAUUGAAGAAUGUCCCCGCGCCCCUAUGAAGAUCACCGUCGUCAAUUCUGCGGUCUCGACGUUCCGGGCGCCAAGCGACAACUGCGGCACGGGUGGCCUGAAGCGCGAGCGUAUUCGAUCAACGCCUUCAUGGCGGAAUGAGGCUCCGCGUCAGGACUGCGCAUUCCUCCUUACGAACGAGUCAUUGCCCGGAACGCUUUCGAUGGACGUUGCUCGUAUCCUCGCCUUCUUCAAGUUCAAUCUCCAGGGGACGGUCUACGAGUGCGCUGUCGUGCAUUGGUACGAGUACUAUUCGAACGAACGUGAUGACCUAACGGGGAUGUACAUUGUCCAGCCUAUGUACAGACGAGAUGGCACACGACACACAGCUGUUGUUGACGUCGAUACAAUGGUCAGGGGCUGCCACCUCCUCCCCGUCUUCGGAAAGGAUCCCGUUCCUGAAGAUAUGACCUGCCAUCAGUCGUACGAUAGCUUUGAUGGAUACUACAUCAAUCGUUUCAUUGAUCAUCACGCGUUUGAGUUAGCAUAG